GAACUCCAAAAGCCGCGUUUCCGAAGGUGUGCCCACCCCCGUGUGGGCGGAGAGACGAAGUCCCACCCACCUGGCAACUAAUCUGUUCCCGCUGUCCCCCGGGACCGGCGACGUCCCAGGGGACCCACGAGGGAGCGGGCGCAACGCGUGGCUGUGGGUGGGAGCCAUGGACGCCUUCAUCCGAGUCGCCAACCAAAGCCAGGGCCGGGACCGACUUUUCAGAGCCACUCAGCACGCAUGCAUGUUGCUUAGAUAUUUGUUAGAGUCUAAAGCUGACAAAGAGGCCGUGGUACUGAAGCUCAAGAGGCUGGAGACCAGUGUGAGCACUGGCCGUAAAUGGUUCAGACUGGGCAACGUGUUCCAUGCCAUCCAGGCAACUGAGCAGAGCAUCCAAGCCGCUGACCUCGCGCCCCGCUUAUGCCUGACAUUAGCCAACCUCAACCGCGUGGUUUAUUACAUCUGUGACACUGUCCUCUGGGCGAAGAGUGUGGGUCUUACCUCUGGAGUCAACAGAGAGAAAUGGCAAAGGUGGGCGGCUCGCCAUUACUACUACUUCCUCUUGCUGAGCCUGGUCCGGGAUCUGUAUGAGAUCUUGCUGCAGAUGGGACAAGUUGCACGUGACAGAGCAAAGAGAGAGAAAUCCUCUCGGGACCCUCCUAAGUACAGCGUGGCUAAUGAAGAGACUGAAUGGCUCCAGUCCUUCCUCCUCCUCCUAUUCCAGUCUCUAAAGCGACAUCCUCCCUUGCUCCUGGACACCGUGAAGAACUUCUGUGACAUCCUGAUCCCUCUGAACCAGCUUGGGAUCUACAAGUCCAAUCUCGGCGUGGUAGGACUUGGAGGUCUCAUAUCCUCUUUGGCUGGUCUCCUCACGGUAGUGUAUCCUCAGCUGAAACUGAAGGCCCGCUAGGGUGUUUGGAGGCUUUAAGGCUAGCAGUUCAGUGGAACAAACAUUUGGUUUUGUCCCAAUGUUUACUGUGCUUAAUUUAAAAAAAAAAAAAAAAUCAUGUGAGCACCUUACCAUCCUAUGAGCAGAGGUAGGACCAGCAGUGGCGCAUGCUACAGUAACUUCAUUUCUGUUCAGGUAACAUUACUGAGCAUCUUUUAUGUACAUAGUAAGAGCCUAGUGUUGCUGGACAAAUAAAGAUGAAAAGGAGAGAAACCAUGAAAGACCCAAAGAAACUAGAAUUACAGAUCAGGUUGCACAGGUCCCUGAUUCCACACAAGCACACCAGGGCUGAAGCACAGCACUCCCAGCUCUGCUUAAGUUUUCCCUUUUCUCCCAUCUGUUAUUAUCCCCCACUCCCACGGGUGUCAGGAGUGAGAUGGAGGGGAGCUGGGCUCAGCGCCUGUUAACCUGCUGGUCCCGGUCAUUGCUGCAGUCGUGUCCUGACCAUGUCCAGUAGCCUCAGAAGAACAUCAGUGCCUCUGGGGCGGAGGCUGUGUCCACAGGUAGAAGGCUCUCGGUAAUGCUAGGAGCAAGCAAGAGCCACAGAAGGGACCAGAGGUGAAAGCAGGUGGGAGGUCACCGCGGCCUGUUAUGUCAUCCGUCACAGAUAAGGACUAUGACAGUACAAAACAAAGCUGAUAGCACAGAUUCAUUGGGAGACUUUCCAGGAUGAUCCGCGUGAUCUCGUUACCUUCAGCGGUCUUCCCGGGCUCAGAGCCCUUAGCCCCUUAACAUGCCCCCGAGUCCUGGAGCUUCAGUUGAUGGUUUCUGUCCCAGUCUAUGAAAUGCAAAGCAAUCUAGACUCACCCAGGUUGGUUUGAUUUAGCUACAUAACAGUUUAUGCAAUUCCACAGUAAUUUUUAUCAAAAUAAGAGAAUUAAAUUUUUUCUGUCUAUAGAUGUAGGAACGUCAGUUUUCUGUGACAAAUCUGGUUUUCUCAGGACAACUGAGAGGGACAGGAAAGAGCAAUAGGGCCAGUGGAGGGGUCGUGGGGACACCGGGUCAGUGCAUUUGCCCGUGUUCACACUUCACGGUUCAGUCUUCCUGUCUUGAGUUUGGUUGGUUUAGGUGUGUGGUGUGGGAGACACUGGCCAGCAGGCGGGUCAUGUCUACUAAGUGGAAAUGAGAACUAUGCACUAAGCAAUUGUUUCCCAUAAAUGUGAAGGUGAUUCUUGAAAAGUGGACUCAGGCCCUUGGCAUUCUCUACUUUUAAAAUGAUAAUGUGCUUUGAGAAGACUUUGGGGGCGGGGGUUGAGAUUAAAGUGGCUAAAACAAGACAAAUACCAGCAAAUGCCUAUUUGCACUGUAACUUUAAUUAUGUCUAAUAAAUUUCUAGAUAAAAUUG
Mus musculus (house mouse) is the source of this 2291-nucleotide messenger RNA. RefSeq names its product peroxisomal biogenesis factor 11 alpha (gene Pex11a). Lineage: Eukaryota; Metazoa; Chordata; Mammalia; Rodentia; Muridae. Gene Ontology annotation, biological process: regulation of peroxisome size; peroxisome fission; signal transduction. Gene Ontology annotation, molecular function: protein homodimerization activity. Bases 167 to 907 code for a protein of 246 amino acids. Gene Ontology annotation, cellular component: peroxisomal membrane; peroxisome; protein-containing complex. The record is from RefSeq and is marked validated. The transcript has 3 exons.